Messenger RNA from Pseudophryne corroboree (corroboree frog), 2659 nucleotides. RefSeq lists its product as uncharacterized. Gene Ontology annotation, cellular component: external side of plasma membrane. The coding region runs from base 977 to 2233 and encodes 418 amino acids. NCBI's taxonomy places the organism in Eukaryota, Metazoa, Chordata, Amphibia, Anura, Myobatrachidae. The record is from RefSeq and is a predicted model, not a curated record. Gene Ontology annotation, biological process: positive regulation of T cell proliferation; cell surface receptor signaling pathway; cellular response to lipopolysaccharide. The transcript has 7 exons.
CCUGAUAUUAAUCCAUAGUCUGCAGGGAUAUUGCACGUGUGGACAGUUGAGAGAAGUUUCUAGAGACUGUCCCUCGUGACUGGAGAGCUGGAGCAUGCGGGCAAGGAUAGUGACAGUUGAGAAGGGGAGAAAAAAACAGCUGGGCUGACGCUGAGGAGGUGUGAUGCAGACAGGAGCCCCGGAGCGAUACGCGAUGGAGAACGGGAAAAUACCAGACCAUAUUCAGUGAGAACUGUAUCUCGGCUGGCUGCAGGGAGGAAAAAAGAGAGCAGACUUACCCAUAUAUGGCUGUCUAGAUCCCGGAUCGCUGCAACAAGUUGGAGGGAGAGCAGCCGUGCACACGCCAUACAGUCGAAGUAGAGAGGAGGUAGGAGGGCCGGAGCAAUAGGGGGAGGCACUAUCAGAUCUGACCCGUCUGGAAGGGAUAGGAUCAGCACAACUAUUGCCGCCCAGCAGGAGGAGUUGGGGGAGGAUCAGCCGAUGUCAUCGUCAUCCCCUCCUACAGUAUAUAAAAUCUGCAGGGAUAUUGCACGUGUGGACAGUUGAGAGAAGUUUCUAGAGACUGUCCCUCGUGACUGGAGAGCUGGAGCAUGCGGGCAAGGAUAGUGACAGUUGAGAAGGGGAGAAAAAAACAGCUGGGCUGACGCUGAGGAGGUGUGAUGCAGACAGGAGCCCCGGAGCGAUACGCGAUGGAGAACGGGAAAAUACCAGACCAUAUUCAGUGAGAACUGUAUCUCGGCUGGCUGCAGGGAGGAAAAAAGAGAGCAGACUUACCCAUAUAUGGCUGUCUAGAUCCCAGAUCGCUGCAACAAGUUGGAGGGAGAGCAGCCGUGCACACGCCAUACAGUCGAAGUAGAGAGGAGGUAGGAGGGCCGGAGCAAUAGGGGGAGGCACUAUCAGAUCUGACCCGUCUGGAAGGGAUAGGAUCAGCACAACUAUUGCCGCCCAGCAGGAGGAGUUGGGGGAGGAUCAGCCGAUGUCAUCGUCGUCCCCUCCUACAGUAUAUAAAAGGAUCAGCUGGACUUCAGGCCAUCAUUGUGUUCAUCAGCCAAAAGCUCUGACAGUUGUGGAGAAAGGGUCCAUCACCAUCCCCUGUACAAUCACCAAUACUGAGGACCCGGGGGAGUAUAUACAGUACAGAGUACAUUGGAGGAAGACAGAUAGAUUAUUCUGUGAGCUUUCUGAUGAGGAAAUCACUGACGCUGCUGGGAAUGGUACCGGCCAGUAUGAGGGGAGAGUCUCCAGGGAGCAGGAUCCGGAUAACAAGCGGAGAGAAUCUCUCACUAUCACUGGGCUGAGAAGGUCGGAUGGUCCCAUCAUCUGCUGCACAGUGUCUCGUAUUUAUCUCCACAAUAGCUACCAGUAUAGAUGGAAAAAUAUGUAUGGGACUUCUCUACAAUUCACAGGUGACAGGUCCAUAUCUCAGCUGGAUGAGCUGAUAGCUGUCCCGGGAGAAGAGGUCAUCAUCCCCUGUCACUACCCGCAGGAGGUCACAGGGGCAGUACAAAACGUUACCUGGUAUAGAGGAGACAAUGAGCUUUGCACAUAUAAUACAUAUAAUCUCUACACAUCAGACCAGCGACACAGAGAUGACCGGUAUUCGCUGGUCAGUUUCCCCACAGAUGUCUCACUGCGCAUACAUAGAUCUGACAGCUCUUCUUACACCCAUUACUGCUGCAGGGUGACCACCAGCAAUGGAACAUUCACAAGCAGAGCAAGCACAGAGCUGGUCAUUGCAGAUUCAUCGUCCUCCUCACCUUUUACUGUUAAGCAGACAAAUAAUAUCACAGCUGACACAGAAGGUUCCGUGACUCUCAACUGCUCAUACAGACUUAUCAGUGGUUACAGAGAUAGGGAUAUCCUGUGGGUCAGCGCUUACUGGAGAGUGAACAGCACUAGUGGCCCUUACGCCUACCACCCCUACCAGGAAAUGGUCCAUCCCAGGUAUAAGGGAAGAACAGAGAUAACAGGAUUAGCAGAUCUCCACAUAAAGGGGGUGCAGGCAGAAGACAGCGCUACCUACCACUGCUUUCUGGUGAUCAAGCUGUGUAUGAGUACAGAAACAUCACGACGCAUGGCUGCACAUGGAGAAGGAACCAGUCUGAUUGUGAAAGCAGACUCACCUGGGAAAGGACGUAAUCUGGUGAUCGCUGUGUCCAUCUCUGCUUCUCUCAAACUGAUCGUCAUAUGUGUGAUGUUUAUCUACAUAAUGGGAACAGAACCAAGAACUUGAGCUGACAUUUGACAGCAAAGAAGUUAUCGGGCAACGGGGAGAUGGAGAGUAGACAGAAGGAGGAUGGAGAAGACGAAAGUACAAGUAGAAAAGAAAAUAGUAAAGGCUGCCAAUGGUUUACCUCAGGGUCAUGAAAGAAAUCCCGGACAUCUUUGACCUGACCCAUAUAUAGGUUCUCAUACACAGCACCAAUUACACUAUGGCACUUUUUUUUUUUUUUUAGCAAACUGUUUGAGUUUAGCUGUGACAUUCCAGGAUAAAUAAAUGUAAUUAGAAUAUAUAAAUGUAAUUAGGAUAUAUAAAUGUAAUUAGCAUAUAUAAAUGUAAUUAGGAAAUAUAAAUGUAAUUAGAAUAUUAUAAGUGUAAUUGCCAUGCUUUGUUGCAUUUGAUAAUCACAUGUACAGUAAAUGGCUCUGAUACUAGAAA